AUGUCUCAGGAAUUGACUCACCCUACGAUCAAGGAUGGCUGGUUCAGAGAAAUCUCUGAUACCAUGUGGCCUGGCGAAGCCAUGACUUUGAAGGUCGACAAGAUUUUGCACCACGAAAAGUCGAAAUAUCAGGACGUCUUGAUUUUUAAAUCAACCGAUUACGGUAAUGUUCUUGUUUUGGACAAUGUUAUUCAGGCUACUGAGCGUGAUGAAUUUUCCUAUCAGGAAAUGAUUACGCACUUAGCAAUGAACUCUCACCCCAACCCUAAAAAGGUUCUUGUCAUUGGUGGUGGUGACGGCGGUGUCUUGAGGGAAGUGGUUAAGCACGAAGGCGUGGAGGAGGCAUGGCUGUGUGACAUUGAUGAGGCCGUCAUUAGACUCUCCAAGCAGUACUUACCAGAUAUGUCCAAAUCCUACUCGCACCCCAAAGUUCGCACUCACAUCGGUGACGGUUUCCAAUUCUUGAGAGACUACCAGAACACCUUUGACGUGAUCAUUACCGACUCGUCUGAUCCCGAAGGUCCUGCUGAGACUCUAUUCCAAAAGCCUUACUUUGAACUUUUGAACAGCGCUUUGACUUCCAACGGUGUUAUCACCACCCAGGCUGAAAGUAUUUGGUUGCACCUACCAAUCAUCAAAGACUUGAAGAAGGCUUGCUCUGAGGUUUUCCCAGUGGUUGAGUACUCUUACACCACUAUCCCUACUUACCCUUCAGGCCAAAUUGGUUUCAUGGUGUGCUCAAAGGACAAAAGCGUUGAUGUUAAAAAACCAUUGCGCACCUUGUCUGAUGAUGAGGAAGCCAAAUUGUACAGGUACUACAACAAGAGAAUCCAUGAAGCUUCUUUUGUGCUACCUACCUGGGCUGCAAAGGAGUUAGAACUGUGA
Lachancea fermentati is the source of this 885-nucleotide messenger RNA. Lineage: Eukaryota; Fungi; Ascomycota; Saccharomycetes; Saccharomycetales; Saccharomycetaceae. The record is from the annotation of a GenBank genome assembly.